CAAGUCAUGUCCCCGUCACUGAUGGGCAGAGCAUCAGAUGCGUCCACCCCUCAUGUCGGAUGUCCGAAGAGGGGACGGAGGAAACUGGUGUUUGCAUCCACAUGGCUUCCUAGAGGAGGAGGAGGAGGAAGAGGAGGAGGAGGGUGCGCACCGUUAACUCCUGCAGGAGCGGAGAAGCACGGAUUGAACGCGGGAGCUCAAACUAUCAACCCGCUUUAACCGCGACAGGAAGGCGGAGGAUUUCAGUACAGAGGAGACAUAUUGAGGCUCCAGAGCCCCAGGAGGGGGGUUGUAAAUGCUCCGACAGACGACGAGCUGCGGCUCAAUGAGGUGGCGAUAAUAAACCACUAACAGGUCCCCCUGGUGGUGUGGAGGAAUGAGGGCCUCUGGAUGAAGGCCAUGGAGCUGAAAGUCUGGGUGGACGGAGUACAGCGCAUCGUGUGCGGCGUCACAGAGUUCACCACCUGCCAGGAAGUGGUCAUCGCUUUGGCACAAGCGAUUGGACGAACUGGCAGAUACACUUUGAUCGAGAAAUGGCGAGACACCGAGCGCCACCUGGCCCCGCAUGAGAACCCCGUGGUGUCCCUCAACAAGUGGGGUCAGUAUGCCAGCGACGUGCAGCUCAUCCUCCAGCGGACCGGCCCCUCCAUCAGCGAGCGGCCCACCUCUGACGGGCUGGCUCGGGUCCCGGAGCGGGGCCUCUACCGGCAGAGCCUCCCGCCUCUGGCCAAGCUUCGGCCUUCGGGGACGGACCGCUCGCUCAGACGCAGGGAACCCAAACGCAAGUCUCUGACCUUCACCGGCGGAGCCAGGGGCCUGCGGGAAAUAUUCGGAAGAAGCAAAGACGCCGAAGCCAAACAGCCUCAGCAGCGCGGCGUUAGUCUGAACCUGAGCAGAGUCGGAGGCGUUGGACCGGCGUCCGCGCCUGGGAGUCCGGCCAGGGAGCUCAGCCGGCUGGUGCAGCUGCAGAGAGACAAACUGCAGGCCCUGGAGAGCCGUCUGCUGGGCUGCGAGGCCGAGCUGCGAGACUGGGAGGAGGCCAGAGACCAGGAAGGAAACCUGGAGGACGAGCUGCUGGUCCUGGAGCAGCAGGUGAGGAGGAACAACGCUGAGAUGGAGGAGGAGGAGUUCUGGCAGAACGAGCUGCACAUCGAGCAGGAGAGCGAGCGGCAGCUGCGGCGGCAGCUCGCCGAGCUGCAGGGCCGCGUGCGCAACUGCGAAGCCAAGCUUUCAGAGUACUUAACGCGCAUUCAGAGUAUGGAGACGGGCUUGGAGCAGGAGCGACUGCAGCAGGAGGCUGAACUCAAUCUGAAGGUCAAGGAGGAGGAGGUGCAGGUCCAGCUGGAGAAAGUGAGGGCAGAGCUGGAAGCGCAGAGCCAACAAACGGCGCGGCUGGAAAGCAGCUGCAAGGCGUUGGAGCGAUCGCUCUGCCAGUCGGGUAAAAGUCUCCAGGAGAAAGAGCAGGAGCUCGAGCAGCUGACGAAGGAGCUGCGGCAGGUCAACCUGCAGCAGUUCAUCCAGCAGACCGGCACCAAGGUCACGGUGCUGCCUGCUCAGCCUACAGAGGAGAACAACAAUGAAAUGGAGUGUGGCUCUCUGAAACGACUUGGCUCCUCGCGACUAUUACCCAGCGACCUCCGUGCUCUGCAGAGCAGGGUCUCCUCCAACCUAAACCCAGAAGGCAUCUAUGUUUGACUCCGCGCUGCUGACGCGCACCGCUGGGUGGCCUAAUAUGUUUCUGCAGCUAGGUAUUAACACGGGACAUCUGAGAAUCCUCUUCAGAAAGAACUCCUACACCUCCAUCUUACCGGCACUGGGACAUAAACUGAUGUCAUUUUUGCUGUCUGCGCUCUCAGGCUCGAGUUAGUUUUCCUCCUGAGGUUAAGAAACCAAACAGCUAUAAACCAGCAAAACUUUACUUUUUUGCAUUUGGACGCUUGAGGCGAAUGCUUCAGACUUACUGUAAAUGAAAAGAGAAUUUCAGGAGUUUCGAAUUAGGUAAGAGUAAAUGCAUGAGCAUGCACGAACACAUCUGUUCUAUAACGUUAGCCAUAUCUGAUUGCCUUACUCUGGAUUAAAAAAAAAAAAAAAAACCAGACAGGGAGAAAAAUUAACUUAAAGCAGAACUCAAGGUAGCUUUUGAACGCCAUAACAAAUAUAUAUGUUAAGCAGCAUUUCAGGAGACUGCUGGGCAUAUCUGAUGUCAGUGUACUUUAAAAUUUGAUCUGGUAUUUUUUUAUACAUGGGUCAAGAGUUUUAUAUUGAUUCAUUGGAUUUAAAGUAGCCUUAUACUUUGUUUUUAAACUAUGAGGUAAAACAUCCACUUAUA
Messenger RNA from Fundulus heteroclitus (mummichog), 2329 nucleotides. It is a transcript of the gene rassf8b, whose product is annotated as Ras association domain family member 8b. Gene Ontology annotation, biological process: signal transduction. The record is from RefSeq and is a predicted model, not a curated record. Lineage: Eukaryota; Metazoa; Chordata; Actinopteri; Cyprinodontiformes; Fundulidae. The transcript is spliced from 9 exons. The coding region runs from base 391 to 1695 and encodes 434 amino acids.